Messenger RNA from Diversispora eburnea, 1374 nucleotides. The record is from the annotation of a GenBank genome assembly. Lineage: Eukaryota; Fungi; Glomeromycota; Glomeromycetes; Diversisporales; Diversisporaceae.
AUGCAUUCCGGAAAUUUAAGUGUAAAAAACUUCAAGAAUUUAAUAUGCGGAAAUUUAGGGAAUUCAUUAUUUCGACAAACAAUUUACAAUUAUGAUACAAUAUCAACGUUCCUGAGAAGAACUGUUACUACUGCAGUAACCUCAAAACGCAACAUUAAAUCAACUAAACCAGCAGGUAGCGCUCGACUCAUUCCACAUUCCCCGAAACCGUCAAAUGCGACAAAUACAACAAACCAGGUGAAUAAUGGAGUCAUUAGAUAUCAAGAACAUGUAAAAUGUUUGGGUAAAACAAUAAAACCCUGGAGACCGGAAGAAUUAACUGAAUUAGAAGCUGCCACCAAAAAAUAUGGUACAAAAUGGAAAUUUAUUAAAUUUAACACAUCAUUGGAUAGGACAGCAGUUUCAUUAGUGAAUAAAUAUUAUGAUUGGCAAUUAAAAGUUACUUCAUUAAAUGGAGGUAAGAAUUGGACGGAAGAAGAAGAUAGAAAAUUAAUGUUAGGAAUAAUGACAUUUGGUGUGGGGGAAUGGAGUAAAAUAUCGGAUUUUAUAGAAACCAAAACUAAUAUAGAAGUAAGAGGAAGAUGGGCAUCAAUUUCUCAAUAUAAGCGAGGAAGAUUUUCCAAAGACGAAGAUGAAACAUUAUUAAAAUUAGUUAAAGACCAUGGAAUGAAUUGGGAUAAAUUCGCUGGAAUAUUAAAUAGACCACCAAGACAUUUAAGAAAACAUUAUGCGUAUAUGCAUAAUUAUCAAUUCACGGAAAAGGAUAGAAGAAUGUUACAUGAAGCUUUAAAGGAAUUUGGAUUUAAUUGGGAUAGACUAAAAGAAAGAUUUCCACAUAAGAAUAUAAGAUUUAUUAGAAUAUUUUUAGAGAAUAAUUCACAUUUAAAUCCAUAUGUUACUCAAGGACGUUGGAACAAAGAAGAGAUAAAAGCGUAUAACGAAGGAUUAGAAAAAUAUGGUAAGAAUUGGUAUAAAAUUUCCGAACUUAUAAAGACGCGAACAUAUGGACAAUGUUCAAAUCGAUAUAGACAUUCACUAGAUAUUAUUAAACGAGGACGAUGGACAGAAGAAGAAAGAGAAUUGUUUACUUUAGGGAUAGAAAAAUUUGGAUGUAAUUGGAAUAAAAUUUCUCAAUUAGUAAAAACUAGAUCACCUAGACAAUGUUGUACACAUUAUAAAACUCCGGGAGCCAUUCAAGGACGUUGGAAUGAAGAAGAGAAAAGAUUAUUUAAAGAAGGAUUUAAUUCUUUUGGGAAACGGUGGGUUAAAGUUUCUCAACAUGUAAAAACUAGAACAGCCAGACAAUGUUCCAGUCAUUAUAAGUUUAAUAAGUCAUAUCAUAACUUGCAACCAAAUUUAGAAGAAGAAGAAUAA